AUGAUUAUAGAUCAAUUGAAUAAGAAUAAAUACACCACAAUGUCAGAAAGUAAACCAAAAGUCUUGAUUGUUGGAUUAGGAGGUGUCGGUAUAAUGGCUGCUUAUGCCCUUGAAUAUGGUUCCAAGGCUGAAGUCACAGCAGUUAUUAGAUCAGAUUAUGAUCGUGUAAUUGAAAAAGGCUAUGAAUUAAAGAGUGUUGAUUAUGGUCAUAUCCCAAAUUAUAAACCAUCAAAUGUUGUUAAAACUGUUCAAGAUGCUUUGAAAUUUGGUCCUUUUGAUUAUAUUUUAGUUAUAACUAAAAAUAUACCAGAUAUUUCAAAUGUUGAAGAUAUUUAUGCUGAUGCAGUUACUCCAAAACAUACAACUAUUAUCUUAAUACAAAAUGGGAUUGGUAUUGAAAAACCAGUUUUUGAAAGAUUCCCAGGUAAUGUUGUUCUAAGUGGAGUCUCAAUGAUUAGUUCAAGUAAUUUCAGCGGUGUUGUUGAUCAUGUUUCUACAGAUAUAUUAAAUGUUGGAUAUUUUGAUAAUGGUGUUACUUCCAAGGAGGAACAAGAAUCCAAGACAAGGGAAUUUAUUGAAAUUUAUUCAAAUGGUAAAAAUACUGUUCAUUAUGAUGAAGAUGUUAAAUAUGUUAGAUGGAGAAAACUAAUUUAUAAUGCUACAUUGAAUACUAUUUGUUCAAUUGUUAAUUUAGAUACUGGUAGAAUGGAUUAUGCAAAUGGUAUGGAAUCAAUUAUAAGACCUGCAAUGAAGGAAGUUAUCAAAGUUGCUAAAUCAGAUGGUGUUGAAUUGGAUGAAAAAUUCAUUGAUUUUAUGAUUGAAUCAGAUAUUGAUAUUUAUUAUGCACCAUCAAUGCUUGUUGAUGUUAGAAAGGGGAAUCAAAUUGAAAGUGAAGUUAUCUUGGGUAAUGUAGUGAGGAUUGCAAAAGAAAAUAAAGUUGAUAUUCCAAUCUUAUCAACUGUUUAUGAAUUAAUUAAAUUAGUUCAAUUUAGAUUAAAAGAAGCUAAUGGAUAUAUUAAAUUACCAGAAGUUAAACCAAAAAGAGGUGAAUAA
Hansenula ciferrii is the source of this 1053-nucleotide messenger RNA. RefSeq lists its product as uncharacterized. The coding region runs from base 1 to 1053 and encodes 350 amino acids. The record is from RefSeq and is a predicted model, not a curated record. NCBI's taxonomy places the organism in Eukaryota, Fungi, Ascomycota, Saccharomycetes, Phaffomycetales, Wickerhamomycetaceae. The transcript has a single exon. Gene Ontology annotation, biological process: pantothenate biosynthetic process. Gene Ontology annotation, molecular function: 2-dehydropantoate 2-reductase activity. Gene Ontology annotation, cellular component: cytoplasm.